CGUCCCUUUGUACACUCAUUUCCUACAGCUUGGCAGUGGACAUGCUGAGAUCGACAACAGACAUGAAAGAUUCGCUCGAUUAUUCAGGUGAUGUCAGACACGUGGUGGCUGUCAAGAAGAUUAAUUCACUUUGACAAGGCAGUCAUAUCAGAGUCACUGAAGUCAAAGUCCACUGAGCUGAUGAACAAAGUGCACUGACAAGAAAAUGACAUCCCUCCUUUCUUAUGUUCUAUCUGUCCUGAAAAAGAGACCCCCACCCAGACCAAGCAAACACAACCUCCCUCAACCCCGGGUCUGCCAUCUUGAACUGGGAGCAGACGUCAUUCGGGACAGGAAGGUCUUCGUAAUCGGUGACGUUCAUGGCUGCUAUGAUGAACUGUGUGAACUGAUAGACAAGGCUGAACAGAGAGAGCCAAAUAUUCUGUGUGUAUUUGUUGGAGAUCUCAUCAACAAAGGUCCAAAGAGCAAAGAAGUGCUAGAACUAGUUCAGAGCAUGGAGUGCUACUCGGUACGUGGUAACCAUGACGACGUGGUCCUCCAUGAAUACUACAAAUCCAUUGGGGACCCAAAUUACGCCAUGAAGGAAAAAAACAAAUGGAUCAAGGACCUGCCUUGGACAGAUUUUGAAUAUUUAAAAGACCUACCGUACACGAUAUCCAUUCCAAGUUUGAAUGCAACCAUAGUUCACGCUGGACUCAUUCCUGGCUGGGGAUUUGAAGGGCAGGACUUCAUAGCUAUGACUCACAUGAGGAAUAUAGAACAGUUUUAUACUAUAUUUCACGGUUCAUGUCCAAUCCUCAUCCCAUCAGAGAGUUCGAACGACGGAGUACCCUGGGCCUCGUUGUGGCCAGGCCCUGAUCAUGUGUACUUCGGUCAUGAUGCGGUGCGUGGUCUUCAGACGUAUCCAUACGACACAGGUCUUGACACUGGUUGUGUGUAUGGGAAGUCCUUGACGGGUAUAUUCCUGGAUGGAACGAGAGAGUUUAUAUCAGUGACAUCCAAACAGCCAGACAUGUUUAAAAAAGCUGAUUAAAGAUCUGAGACUUUG
Haliotis rubra (blacklip abalone) is the source of this 1048-nucleotide messenger RNA. RefSeq names its product bis(5'-nucleosyl)-tetraphosphatase PrpE [asymmetrical]-like. Bases 206 to 1033 code for a protein of 275 amino acids. The transcript is spliced from 3 exons. Gene Ontology annotation, biological process: polyphosphate catabolic process. Gene Ontology annotation, molecular function: phosphatase activity; endopolyphosphatase activity. The record is from RefSeq and is a predicted model, not a curated record. NCBI's taxonomy places the organism in Eukaryota, Metazoa, Mollusca, Gastropoda, Lepetellida, Haliotidae. Gene Ontology annotation, cellular component: cytoplasm.